This is a messenger RNA of Ornithorhynchus anatinus (platypus), 915 nucleotides long. RefSeq names its product potassium voltage-gated channel subfamily E regulatory subunit 4 (gene KCNE4). Gene Ontology annotation, biological process: ventricular cardiac muscle cell action potential; negative regulation of delayed rectifier potassium channel activity; regulation of ventricular cardiac muscle cell membrane repolarization. The transcript has 2 exons. The coding region runs from base 194 to 697 and encodes 167 amino acids. The record is from RefSeq and is a predicted model, not a curated record. NCBI's taxonomy places the organism in Eukaryota, Metazoa, Chordata, Mammalia, Monotremata, Ornithorhynchidae. Gene Ontology annotation, cellular component: membrane. Gene Ontology annotation, molecular function: delayed rectifier potassium channel activity; transmembrane transporter binding; voltage-gated potassium channel activity involved in ventricular cardiac muscle cell action potential repolarization.
AUGGCGACUCUGUCCGAAUCAUGAUCUGAGCAGCGGCAGCCUGAAACUGGGCUGGGCAGCUUCCUGGUCCUCCCUGGACCUGGUGCCGGGCUUGGGGAUCCGACUGCUGGGCACUGUGCAGCGGGCUGUGACGGAGACUGGCUGUUGGCAAUGAUAGCAGCGGUCGUUCAGCUCAUCCAGAAUCAAUCAAUCAAUGGCAAGAACUUUGAAGGUGAAGAUGAAUAUGACCAACAGCACCCAGAACAUCCCAGCCCAGCCCAGCCAGCAGAGCUCGGGCAGUGGCAAUGAAUACUUUUACAUCCUGAUCGUCAUGUCCUUCUAUGGGAUCUUCCUCAUCGGGAUCAUGCUGGGUUACGUGAAAUCCAAGAGGAAGGAGCCGAAAUCCAGCUUGCUGCUGCUGUACCAGGAUGAAGAGAGGCUCUGGGGGGAAGCCAUGAAGCCCCUGCCGGUGGUGCCGGGACGGAGGGUGGCCCAGGUGCCCAUGAUGCUCAGCAUGCUGCAGGACAGCGUGGUGCCCCCCUGGUCCUGUGCCAUCUGCCUCAUGGAAGGGGGCAGCGUCAGCUCCGAGUCCUCGUCCCCAGAUGUUCACUUGACCAUCCAAGAGGAGGUCCCCGACGAUGAGAUGGGGGAGACCUCGGAGACUCCCCUCAACGAAAGCAGCGAGGGGUCUUCAGACAACAUCCACCACGCCUCCUAGCACCUCCUGGUCCCCCCUCCCCCCGACCGAGUGAGUGGAAGGAGUUGUUCGAUCUAGCGGGUUCGACUUUUCCGCUGCGGCUGACCCAUCAGGGAUGGUCCCCCGAGUCCCAGUGUCCAGGGCCUCAGCCCAAGGUGGCCAGAUCAAGAAGUUAACGUCAGGCUGGCGAAUGGACCUCGCUCUCCAAAUCCCAAAUGAUUUUCAGUUUGUAUAUUUCA